CCUGCCUGCUCCCCACUCCCACCCCAGACUGGCCAAACCUGUUCUGGAGAUGGAGGGGGGGGCAGGCAGGUUGAAACAGCACAGCUUCCCCCUCCCCCUCUUGCUUCCUUCCCCACACACAAUACCCCAGGCCCUGAACACAGGCAUCCAUACCACCGGCUCAGAACUGUGGCAGGCCUGGGUCAUCUCCCAUCACCACUCCCAUCCUCUCCCCUCAGGCCUGGAUGCGCCAUCUCCCUUUCACCCUUAGGAGCCUGGGGUGUAUUGGGAUACCCAAGGGACCGGUCCAACGGCGUCCGCAGAGGACAGGAGCCAAGAUAAGGCCUAAGUGGACUGUGUAGCCCCCAGGCAUGGACUACAGACCCUCUCCUAACUUCCAGCCUCAUCUGGCUGCCUUUUGCUAUGGGGGGUCUCAGACAGGGCCCCUAGGGGCGAUCCCAGGGGGACCCACCAAGGGCAGAGAGGAGUUGUCUCCCACCGCCCGCCACCCCGUUGCUGUGUGCCAGCAGGAGAGCCUGUCCUUUGCUGAACUCCCAAGCCCCUUUGAGCUGGGCCCCUGGCCUCUGGAGGUCCCAGCCACUUCUCAUGGGCUGCUGUGGCCGCUUCCUGUGGGGGCUCAGGACACCAGACUCCCUACCAGGAAGCCAUCAGCCUUUGGAGAUGAUGCCCUCAGUGAGUUCCUCGGAGGACCCCGGAGUCCCCAGCAUCCAGAACCCCAACGCCGCACCAGCCUCAGUUCUGAGAAGGAGAAAUCUGCUUGGAGGAAGAUGCGAGUGUAUCAGAGGGAAGAGGCCGAUGCUGUCUUCCCUGAGGUUGGGGCCGGGGAUCCUCAGCCGCAUCCUGCUCUGGAACUGCCACGGACCCUGGGAAUGGCAGUGCCCUCCCAGGUGGGCACUAAAGAGCCAGAGAGGAGACGUUUCUCAGCAUCAGAGUUGAUGAAUCGACUUCAGUCUGCCCAGAGAAAGGCCACUUUCUCCCUGCGCCUGGGCAAGGGCCUGACCAAGGACCGAGGAGGGGUCUGGGCUGCCAGGGAAGGGAGAACCCCUGAGAAGGAACAGAGCUGCUUGGAGACAAGGGUGGAUGACCUCGUGCCCCCAGCCCCAAGUGGUCCUGGUGAGAGAGAUGGCUGCUGGCCCGGUACCAGGCCUGACCCAGUGGAGGAAGCAGCCCCCAAAGCUUGGAUACCUCAUGAGCGGCGCCAGUCACGUUUCCUCCUUAAUUCUAUACUGUAUCAGGAGUACAGCGAUGUGGCCAGUGAUCGGGAGUUGCAGAGGCAGAAACACGAGGAGGAUGCCUUGGUGGAGGAGGCAGAGGGGGAGGAGGAAGGGCCUGGCCCACCUCGGGCCAACCUGUCUCCGAGCAGCUCUUUCCGUGCCCAGCGCUCAGCCCGUGGCUCCACCUUCUCCCUGUGGCAGGACAUCCCAGACGUGCGGAGCAGUGGCCUCUUGGCCAUCAUUGGCCUUCAGGAAUGCAAGCUACAAGAGGCCAGGUUUGAGCUGAUCACAUCAGAGGCCUCCUACAUCCACAGCCUCUCUGUGGCUGUGGGCCACUUCAUGGGCUCCACGGAGCUGGCUGAGUGUCUGGGGGCGCAAGAAAAGCAAUGGCUAUUCUCCAAGCUGCCAGAGGUCAAGGCCACCAGCGAGAGGUUUCUGUUAGAGCUGGAGCAGCGACUAGAGGAGGACAUACUUCGCUUUUGUGUGUGUGACAUCGUCCUGCGCCACUGCCCGGCCUUCCGGCGUGUCUACCUGCCUUAUGUCACAAAUCAAGCCUACCAAGAGCGCACCUACCAGCGACUGCUACUGAAGAACCCCAAGUUUCCUAGUAUUCUGUCCCGGUUGGAAGAGGCCCCCAUUUGCCAGCGCCUGCCUCUUACAUCCUUCCUCAUCCUGCCCUUCCAGAGAAUCACCCGCCUGAAGAUGCUAGUGGAGAAUAUACUGAAGAGGACUGGACAAGGCUCACGGGGUGAGGACAUGGCCACCAAGGCCUUUAAUGAACUCAAGAAGCUGGUCCAGGAGUGCAAUGCAAGUGUGCAGUCGAUGAAGAGAACAGAGGAACUCAUCCAUCUUAACAAGAAGAUUCAUUUUGAGAGUAAGAUAUUCCCACUGAUCUCCCAGUCCCGAUGGCUAGUGAGGCACGGGGAGCUGGUAGAGCUGGCACCCUCCACGAUGCCUGCUGCCUCUGCCACCAAGCCCAAACUCUCCAGCAAAGCCAUCUACCUGCACGCCUUCAAUGACUGCCUGUUGUUCUCUCGGAGGAAGGAGAUGGGGAAGUUUGCUGUCUUUCUUUAUGCCCGGAUGCCCGAGAUCCAGGUGAAGGACCUGAGCUUGAAGCCCCAAGGAAUCCCAGGCCAGGUCUUUCUCCUCCAGUUCCUUCAAAAGUGCCAGCCCAAGAACCAGCUCCUUCUGAGGGCUCAGACAGAAAGUGAGAAGCGGCGAUGGAUCUCAGCCAUGUGCCCUUCCAGCUCCCAGGAGGACAAAGAUGCCAUCAAUGAGAAUGAAGACAUCCCCCAAGUGCAGUGCAUCAAAGCCUACAAAGCCCUGGAACCAGAUGAGCUGACCCUGGAGAAGGCCGACAUCCUGGCUGUGAAGACCAGGACCAGUGAUGGGUGGCUGGAGGGAAUCCGUUUGGCAGAUGGCGAGAGGGGCUGGGUGCCCCAGGCCUAUGUGGAUGAGAUCACCAGCCGUAGUGCCCGUCUUCGAAACAUCCGGGAGACUAGGAGGAUUGAGAGUGCCACCAACAAGCUACAGGGAAUUGCUGCGUGAUGGAGUAGGGAGUGGGAGCUCCCCGAAGGCUGUGACUUUUAACCCUCCAUCCCACCCCACUGGCCUCUGUGCUUUAGACACUGCCCUCCCCUUGGCCUCUCCUGGAGUUGUUCCCUGGUGGCUCUGAGACAGGACACCCACCCUGGCCUGGAGGAGCUUGCCUGGCUGGCACAUAUGAGAGGGCAGAUGAUUGGACGGGAGUGCCCUCUAGCUCCUUUAGCCUUAACUUCCUCCAGGAUGCCUGGGAUGGAGAGAGCGAUGGCAAGUCUGUUAGUCUCUCCUGGGGUUGGGGAGGGGAGGCUUGAAGUGAGCUUAGGGAGCUUGGACACUGACCGGUGAACCCUCUGGGUCUCUCAGCCCUAAUUUUGCUCCUUUGGGGCAAACUGCUUUAGUGACUAAGGUGGGGAAGGACAUGGCUGGAACCUGCUGAAUGGAUUCUUCUUCCUUGACAACCCAGUCUGAGCUGGGCAUUCUGUAGCAUUAAAUGACCUGCCUUUGAUUACUUGGGCUCCUUGCCCUGACUGAGGAGAGAGGGCUCGAUGAUAUCUUGGAAAAUCUCAGGCCUGGGGGACCUGUCCUGGGGGAACCCCUCUUUCUGGAGCACUCUUUAUUUUAUUUUUUAAACUCAUACUUACAGAAGGGCAAGGGGUAGGCUGUCAAGGUUAAGUGACUUGUCCAGGGUCACACAGCUAGGAAAUGUCUGGAUACAAAUUUGAACUCAGAACCUUCUGACUCUAGUCCUGGUGCUCUACUCAGGGUGCUGUCUAGCUACCUGGAGCACCCUUUCUUGAUUGGUGAAAUGAGGUCAGGCAAAAGCCAAAGCAUCAUAACACAGAAAACAUGGAAGUGACCUUUUAUUAAAACUAGACUAUCAGCUGAAUGUGAGAGCUGAAAGAAAACAUUUGAGCACUGAAUGUCAGAACAGAACAAGAUGGUAGAACAUCCAGUAUUGGAGCUGGAAAACACUUGGGAUCACAGACUUCAAGCUGGAAGGGACAUCAGAGGUCCUAAGGUCUAACCUACUCAUUUUACAGAUGGACAAACUGAGACAUAAGGAAGUUAAAACACUCACCUCCAAGUCACACAGAUAGUAAAUAUCUGAGAAGCUUCUGAACCCAGUUCUGGACUCCAGGACCGAUGUCCAUGGCUGAUCCUCAACACUGAGAGUGAGGAGAAAUCUUAGAGCAUUGAACGUCAGAAUAAGAAGAGAACUUAGCCCAUUGAAUACGAGAGUUGGAAGGGGUUUUCGAGAUAGUCUCAUUUGGUCCCCUCCCUUUACAGAUGUGGAAACACUCAGAACAGAAAAGUGACUUGGUAUAAUGGAAAGAUCACCAUUUGGAAUGAAAAGAUGCGAGUUCUAAUCUCAGAUCUUUUAUUUCUGCCCUGUGUGUCCUUAGGCAAAUCACUUCACCUUGGACCUCAGUCUCCUCAACUGUAAAGUGGGAAUACUGCCUAACCAGGGAAUUGUUGGGAAGACCAAACAAAAUAAUACAUGUAAAUAAAGCAUCUUAAACUGGAA
Monodelphis domestica (gray short-tailed opossum) is the source of this 4281-nucleotide messenger RNA. It is a transcript of the gene ARHGEF19, whose product is annotated as Rho guanine nucleotide exchange factor 19. Gene Ontology annotation, biological process: regulation of actin cytoskeleton organization; activation of GTPase activity. The record is from RefSeq and is a predicted model, not a curated record. Lineage: Eukaryota; Metazoa; Chordata; Mammalia; Didelphimorphia; Didelphidae. Gene Ontology annotation, molecular function: guanyl-nucleotide exchange factor activity; protein binding.